This is a messenger RNA of Pieris brassicae (large cabbage white), 1414 nucleotides long. RefSeq names its product homeobox protein aristaless-like. The transcript is spliced from 5 exons. The coding region runs from base 173 to 1165 and encodes 330 amino acids. Lineage: Eukaryota; Metazoa; Arthropoda; Insecta; Lepidoptera; Pieridae. Gene Ontology annotation, molecular function: RNA polymerase II transcription regulatory region sequence-specific DNA binding; DNA-binding transcription factor activity, RNA polymerase II-specific. Gene Ontology annotation, biological process: regulation of transcription by RNA polymerase II. The record is from RefSeq and is a predicted model, not a curated record.
UACCUCGGCGAAGCCAGCGCGCGUUGAUUAUCGCAAGUUAGCCAGAUACGCGCCAAGAACUGUUCGAAAUGACAAUUGACAUCCUCCCGCGGUCUGACAAGUGACAUUCGAAAAUGAUGUGUGAAAAUGUGCCAAUGCGAAUUUCGAAUUUGGAAUAGUGCGAAAAUUCAAGAUGGACUUGACUACACGGCGAGAAAACGAUGGGGUGAAUGGGACCGAGUGCCGUGAUGGUAAUGGGGAGAUUGGUUCAGAAGUGCCCACUAGGAAAUCCAGCUCGUUUACUAUACGAAAUCUUGUUGGGGGCGACGAUCGGCCUGCCGACGGAGCCGUAAAUGCGAGUGAAGACUACUACGCGCAAGAGUACCAUAGAUACACGAGUAUGGGCAUAUCGGAGGCUAAGGACGACUCGCCACGGACCACUCCGGAGCUUCAUAGAUCGGACCAGUCACCCUCAGACAGACCCCAGGGCUCCGCUGACAGCGAUGACGCGGACGACUUUGCCCCAAAAAGAAAACAACGCAGAUAUAGAACUACCUUCACGAGCUUCCAACUAGAAGAGCUGGAAAAAGCAUUCUCAAGGACGCAUUAUCCUGACGUUUUUACAAGAGAAGAACUCGCUAUGAAGAUCGGACUUACAGAAGCAAGGAUUCAGGUCUGGUUCCAGAAUCGAAGGGCAAAAUGGCGAAAACAAGAGAAAGUUGGGCCUCAAGCGCACCCCUACAACCCUUACUUGGGUGGUAGUGCUCCGCCCCCACCAUCAGUGGUCGCUUCUAUGCCAAACCCUUUCUCCCAAAUCAGCUUUGGCUUUAGAAAACCUUUUGAUGCAAAUGCAUUGGCGUCUUUCCGAUAUUCAAGCGCUCCAGUGAUUGGAUCGCAAUACCUCAACGCGUCUCUUUCCCGCCCGCCCAUGUUCAGCGCCCCCAUGUACACAUCAACGCCUCCCUUCCACUCGCUACUCGCUGGCCUCACAGCCCCGCCACGGCAAUCCCCCGAUCCACCUCCCGUUUCUCCCCCCAUAUCCCCCGGAAGCGAAUCACCCCCCAACCAAGCACCUGAAGUCGAGCGUAGGAGUUCCAGCAUUGCUGCACUUCGGAUGGCGGCAAGAGAACACGAAUUGCGGCUUGAAAUUCUUAGACAAAGACAUCACACAGACAUGAUCAGCUGAACUUUGUGAUAUUUAAAGUGGUUUCGUUAAGCGGUUUGUGCAAUUCUGGACGCCGCGAUGUGUCUAGUUUGAAAACCUAGCAGGAGUCGUCGAAUAACUUUUACGAUUGUCUAAAGCAGUGUUUCACAACGUGGGGCCCUCGCCACAUACGGGGACAAUUCUAUUGCUAAGGAGGGCUAUUCACCAAUUUAUUAAAUUUAUCUGGAAUUUGAAUUUAACUUUUUCUUAUUUUAUUUAUACGUUUUGAAU